Mucor mucedo is the source of this 876-nucleotide messenger RNA. Its product is annotated as small-subunit processome. Gene Ontology annotation, cellular component: nucleolus; small-subunit processome. The transcript is spliced from 2 exons. Lineage: Eukaryota; Fungi; Mucoromycota; Mucoromycetes; Mucorales; Mucoraceae. The record is from RefSeq and is a predicted model, not a curated record. Gene Ontology annotation, biological process: rRNA processing. The coding region runs from base 32 to 841 and encodes 269 amino acids.
UUUUUUAACGAGAAGGCACAAAACAAAUACAAUGUCGACUUUACGUAAUGCUGUACAAAGAAGAAAUCACAAAGAGCGUGGUCAAGUAGCUGGACGUGAGAAGUUUGGUCUUCUGGAAAAGAAGAAAGAUUAUCUCUUGCGUGCCAAAGAUUUUCACUCGAAGCAACACAAAUUAAAGGCCAUGAGAGAGAAGGCCUUGUUCAGAAAUCCUGAUGAAUUUUACUUUAAAAUGAUUAACACCCAAACAAAAGGUGGUGUUCACAUUCAAAAGCGUAAUGAAGAAUUACCUCAAGAAAUGAUUCAGUUGAUGAAGUCUCAAGAUAAAGAGUACAUUAAGUAUCAAAGAGAUCUUAGUAAAAGAAGAUUAGAAAAGUUACAAGCUUCACUUCAUUUUAUUGACGACGGAAAGAACUCGGAUGAUGAUGAAGAGGAGGACGACGACGAGGAAGAGGAUAAUUCCAGACGAGCAAAGAAGAAUAAGACCAACCAUAUUGUUUUUGUGGACUCAGAGGCUGAAGUUCGUAAAUUUUCACCCGCUAAACAUCUUGAUACCUUACCCGAACUUGUGAAUCGUAAAUUCAACCGUCCUCGUAUUGAAACUUUACGUGAAUCAGCAGUUGUUGCACCUCAUACUGGAAAAGAACUUAAAGAUAUCAAAAAGGAAAGAGAGCGUAUGUUCAAAGAAUUGGCUUCUCGUAUGAAGCGUGAAGAAGAAUUAUCUAGAGCCGAACAAGAAUUAGCGAUUCAAAAAGCAAUGAGAGAAAAGGGUAGAAAGAAGAAGGUUGGAACAGACAAGCAUGGAUUAGCUGUAUAUAAAUGGAGUGCCGAACGUAAAAAAUAGAUGAUAAAUAAAAAGGCAUAGUUUUUUUUUUAUUA